Fusarium sp. VM40 is the source of this 1743-nucleotide messenger RNA. NCBI's taxonomy places the organism in Eukaryota, Fungi, Ascomycota, Sordariomycetes, Hypocreales, Nectriaceae. The record is from the annotation of a GenBank genome assembly.
AUGGCUACCUCAAGCGUCUUCUCAGUCAGGCGCCGAGCCACUCCCGGUGACUCUGAUGAUACCGAUAUGAGUCUCCCGCGUUGCGCUCCAGGCAGACGCAUCCCCAGCGCGGAAUGGGAGAAGAAGCGUCCAGUAAUCACCAAGCUGUACCAGGAGGAGAAGCGUCCGCUCAAAGAGGUCAUGGAAGUCCUCGAGCGUGAGCAUGGCUUCACUGCUACGUACGUAACAGCAAACUCCAUUAACUUUCUUGACUUGAACAGGGAAAUUGACCAGCUCGACAGUGUCAAAAUGUACAAAUCGAGAAUUUGGAAGUGGGGGCUUGAUAAGAAACUCAAGAGCGACGAGGUUCUCGCCAUUCUCAUCCUCAAGACGGAGCGCGACGCCCAGGGCAAGACAUCCGAGUUUACCAUUCGUGGUCAGCCGGUCGAUCUGGAUAACAUAAAUAGAUAUGUUCGACGAAAUCCCCAACUGGUCGCUCGAUUUCACGCUGGCGAAGUACCCAGCAUCCAGACCACGCUCGAGGUUCAAUGCCAAACACCCUCACCCACACCCACACUCAACAGCCCGUUACCACCGCCCAAACAGAUCUCGCCUGUAGAUCAGGUCCUCAGUCUUUUCAAGGCCUAUUUCGAUACGUCCUUCACGAAUGGCGUGUGGAGGUACGACUAUAACGGGGACUGUCACAGCCUCAAGCCGGGUGACCGAAGCGUCGAACUGUUUGAACGCGUCGUAGCCAGUUUCGGUCUGUUUAACCGGUCGAUGAUGAGGAAAGACGAGAUCUCUAUCAGUACAUUUCUGACACCAGCCUUCGAGUCACUCAAGGAGAUAGUAGCCUCCGAAAGCCCCGUCUUCGCUGUCCGCACAGCGUUCCUCUUGUGGUAUCUUAAACGGUUUCACGAAGAGGAUAUUCUCCAUAUUGUUAUGAACCAUCUCGUCCGGCUGGUGCCGACAGUAUUGGGUCACAAUCACCCAAUCACACAAAUUUGGCAGAUUAUAGCAUCCGAGGACUUUACUGAACAUUACGAGUUAUCAACACGUCUUUACUCUUCACUUGUGCCUCUCUUUGAAGAGCACAUAGGACCCGCCAAUUCUUUAACCACAAUAUUAUACUGCGACCACAUCGACUGUCUGGUCUACCACGACCAAGCAGCCGAAUCACUCGAAGUCGCCACGAAAUACCGAACCAGAGCAGAACUCACACAAAUACGACAUCCGUGGCUACGUGAGCUAGCUAUUCUACAAACAGGCAUUGUGUGCAAUGCGAAGACUUCCGAGGGCAAGAUCGAAGAGGCAAUACAGUAUCUUCAAACACUCAAAGACUGGGACUUGGACGAGGAGCAGCAAGCUGGGAUGAACGUUCAGUUAGGCAACUACGGCUACCAGAUGGGCGACUUCUCCCUAGCAAUCGACUGCUUCCGGGAGGCAUCUCGCCUCAUCACUGCCAGCCAAGGCGACGAGCGUAUCCUCCUCACAUGUCUCGCCAACCUCGAGUCCGCUCUGCGCAAGAGUGGGGAGGCCGACGAGGCAGCCCGAGUGCACAAGCUGCGGCUCACACGACUCUCUGACUUUGCAAGGGAGUCAGGAACCUUUGCAAACCUGCCCUGCCGGAGCUAUCAGCCCGAGUCAUCUAUAGCGGCCGCGAGCCCAGCCGAUAGUUACAGCUGGGACGGUCAGCAGGUGCCUGAUUGGCUUGGGGGCGAUGAUGGACAUAGUAGUGUGGUGCCGAUGAUGGGGUUGACAUGA